Rosa rugosa (rugosa rose) is the source of this 988-nucleotide messenger RNA. RefSeq lists its product as uncharacterized. NCBI's taxonomy places the organism in Eukaryota, Viridiplantae, Streptophyta, Magnoliopsida, Rosales, Rosaceae. The transcript is spliced from 2 exons. The record is from RefSeq and is a predicted model, not a curated record. Bases 22 to 708 code for a protein of 228 amino acids.
UGGUAAAUCAUUUCAAACACCAUGGCUCGCUUUCUCCUUUCAUUUGUCUUUGCUUCUCUCUUAGCCCUAGCUACAGUCCAUGAAACUCAAGCUAUUGAGUACAUCGUUGAGAACCGGGCUCUCAGCACCCCUGGUGGAGUCCGUUUUAGAGACGAGCUGGGCGUGGACUACACCAAGCAAAGAAUGAGAGACGCGACUGAUUUCAUCUGGAACCUCUUUAAGGAAACUACAGCUGCAGAGAGAAGGGACACGCCGCGCAUAAGCUUGUUCGUCGAAGACAGAGAAGGCAUUGCGGUUUCGAGCGGUGACAUUAUUCAUGUUUCAGCCAAGUACAUCCAGGACCUACCGGCAGCAAAUCUCAAAAACGACUUCAAUUGGGUACUUUACCAUGAGAUCACACACUCAUUGCAGAGGAAUGGAAAAGGUCAGGCUCCUACCGGAGUGGUAGAAGGGAUUGCUGAGUUUGUGACCUUGAAGUCUGGUUUUAUACCCCCCUCGUUUGCAAAACCUGGUGAUGGUAACAGUUGGGACGAGGGUUACAGCGUAACUGCACGGUUCCUGGAUUACUGCAAUGGUCUUAAAGACGGGUUUGUGGCAGAACUUAACAAGAAGAUGAUAGAUGGUUACAGUAACGAUUUCUUUAACCAGUUGCUCGGGAAGACAGUCGAUCAGCUGUGGACUGAAUAUAAAGCCAAAUAUGCAAACUAAGGGUAUUUCAUAUUAGUUGAUAACAUAUGUGAAUAAGAGCUAGGUCGUGUAUUAAGAAGGCGAAUAAGUGAUAGGGCAACAGGUUAAUUAUAUAUGACAUGUAUGUCCACUCAGUAUUCAUCUAAUGCAAUUGUUUAGUGUACUGACUAUUAAAUAAAAUGCUUCUCUAAAUAGUGAAGUCUUUUGGUGUAAUGAAUCUGAACUGUGGUGUGAGUUAAAUUUCUUUGUCAUAACAGAAAGAUGCAAGUUUAAUAGGUCUAAAUUUUGACCACAUUUCAUA